This is a messenger RNA of Staurois parvus, 314 nucleotides long. The record is from the annotation of a GenBank genome assembly. Lineage: Eukaryota; Metazoa; Chordata; Amphibia; Anura; Ranidae.
AUGCUAUGCUUACGCAGGGGCGGACUGAAAACUCAUGGGGCCCCCGGGCAAUAGGAGAUAAUGGGGCCCCUGUGCCCUUGCCCAAACUCAAAAAAGCCUAUGAAAAAGGUACCAGGGGCAUCUCAUGGGGCACCCUACAGAGCCCGGGCCCUCGGGAAGUGCCUGAGUGCCUAAAUGGUCAGUCCGCCCCUUGUCACAGCAGUAACAUGAUACAGACAGGACCAGUCACAGCCUAUAUAUACCAUGUGAUGAGCUUUGCCCAAUCACAGCUAAUUACAACAAAAAACUUAAUGAAUCAGUUUGAUUCAGUAAAA